Didymodactylos carnosus is the source of this 657-nucleotide messenger RNA. The record is from the annotation of a GenBank genome assembly. NCBI's taxonomy places the organism in Eukaryota, Metazoa, Rotifera, Eurotatoria, Philodinida, Philodinidae.
ACAUCAUUAACAAUACAUCGGUAGCGAAGUAUUUUCUUUCUAAGCCAUUAUUUAUACGUUCCGUGUUAUUAGACAAAGAAAAGAAAAAAAAGUUAUAGUUUGUAAUUUCUGUGCAAUUAGUUUGUUAUGUUUUAAAAAUCACUCUCCUUUCUACAUACAUAGUUUGCAGCCGGCCACACAGCUCUUUUUCUUUUUUCUUUCGUUCUUUUUUUCCAUGGGUUUUUUCCCUUUAAAAAGAAACCUUUUAACUUAUAAAGUCUUUUGCCAUGUCAGUAUGCUAGACAUACCAAUUGUACUAAUGGUAGUGAUUAUAGUACAGUAAUUCCAGUACCAGUGAGGCUUCUGAUCUCAUUUAUUCCUUACGAUAUAUUCUGGUGUCUAGGUGGGCAUUUUAGAUCAUUUCCAGUGUCCUCUGGUCCGUUGGCUUAUGCUGCCUGCCAAACGGCUUGUAAUUAUGGUGCUGUAACGUGUUACAGUUUAGCCGGUCUUACCUUCGGGGUAACAACUGCAGCUGCUGCAGCUACGGGCCCUGUUGGAUGGUGGGCAUGGCUGACGUCGACUCCCACGUCAACUAUUGCAGCUGCCGCGGCUUGCAGUGCUGCACAAGGAACAUGCAUGGCUGCUUGUACUCCGCUUUUAGUAGCCCCAACACCGUAA